Messenger RNA from Orbilia oligospora ATCC 24927, 1413 nucleotides. RefSeq lists its product as uncharacterized. Gene Ontology annotation, biological process: proteolysis. Bases 1 to 1413 code for a protein of 470 amino acids. Lineage: Eukaryota; Fungi; Ascomycota; Orbiliomycetes; Orbiliales; Orbiliaceae. Gene Ontology annotation, molecular function: serine-type endopeptidase activity. The record is from RefSeq and is a predicted model, not a curated record. The transcript has 2 exons.
AUGAAGUCCUUUACUCUUAUUUCCACCACCUUCCUCCUUGCCGCUCUUCCAUCCUCUUUCGCCGCUCCUACCGCUUCCAAUGAAGUCAGUGCUAGAUGGUUCAAGCCUGAUGAGCAGCCAACUGUAAAGGCAGCUCAAGUUGGUGAUGUCGAAACUCAAGGCGACGACGCAGCCGAUGAUUACGUUGUUAUCAUGGCUGAGGGUGAGACCCGACCUUGGGCCGAGAUUUUUGCAGAGAUGGGAUAUAAUGCAACCGAAGCAAAGACUUUUGGCACAAACAUAAGAGGUUUUACCACAAGUAUGAAGAAGUCGACGGGUGUCAGCAUGUUCGCUCUCUCCAAUGUCGCCAUUGUUGAGAAGAACGUCAUCUACAAGGCUGCUGUUAUGCCAUCGAACACUGAGCCACAGAUCAUGCCUCGAAAUCUUGUUAAGGAAAGUUUGAGGUUGAGCUCUUUGGCCAAGAGACAGAACGGCCAACAGGUCUUCAUUGAACAGAGCACCGCUCCAUGGGGUCUUCAGCGAAUUUCUAGCGACAAGACCGUCGUGGCCAACGGCCGCAGGGACACCGACUUGACCUUCAAGUAUCGAUUUGACCAAGCUUCUGGUUCAGGUGUUGAUGUCUAUGUUUUGGAUACUGGUCUUAACGUUAACCACGUUGACUUCGUUGGAAGAGCCCGAUCAGGCUUCAGCGUUGAUGGAAGCAGGGGUGCAAACGACGCACAAGGACAUGGUACCCACACCGCUGGAACCGUUGGCUCUAGGACUUUCGGUGUUGCAAAGAAUGUUAACCUCAUUGGCGUGAAGGUUCUCGGGGAUGAAGGCUCUGGCUCUAUCGCCGGUAUCGUCGCUGGUAUCGAUUUCGUCGUCACUGAGCACGGAAAGCGCUCAAACCAAGGCGACUUCCAAGGUUCCGUUAUCAGCAUGUCCCUUGGCGGUGACGGUCUCCCCCGGGCCAUGUUUAAUGCACUUCAAAAGGCCUCGGGAGCUGGUAUCCACAUCUCUGUCGCCGCUGGUAACGAGAACCAAGAUGCUUGUAAUACCUCCCCCGCCGGUUUCUCCCGUCAGAUCCCAAUCAUCUCUGUUGGUGCCACCGAUAUCGAUGAUGCCCGUGCUUCUUUCUCCAACUUCGGUAACUGCGUCGAUAUCCACGCCCCCGGUGUCGAUAUCGUUAGCACUUUCAGCACUGGUAACACUGCCACCAGGUCUCUUCAAGGAACAUCCAUGGCUUGCCCACACGUUACUGGCAUGAUCGCAGACCUCCUCGUUCUCAACCCUAACCUCAGACAAGAUCCCGUCGGUAUGAAGAGACUUGUUAUUUCUAAGGCUCAACAAGGUGUCAUUAGGGCCGGAGCCAAUGUUCCAAGGGGUGGCCAGGUUUUGUUGAACAGCGGUUUCCCCGGCGUUCCAGCUUAA